AUGACAUAUCUUACUUCAAAUAUCUCAAUAACACAAACAACAUUCUUGUAUUUAAGAGAGACUAAUACAGUUUUAAUAAUUUAUCAACGUUCAACAAAUGUUAUACAUGGAGAGACAUUGAAAGUGUUGACUGGCAAUACAACUGUUCAUUCUAAUAGUUAUUGCAUUGUUUAUGGUGUAUCUUACGAUCUAUGGAAACAUAUUCCAGUACAAAACUCUGGAGAAACUGGAAAUAGUGGAUAUGAUGCAUUUUGGAGAAAGAAAUGGUUGCAAAAUAUUCGUGCAAAUUACUCAAAUCCUUUAAAGAUAUCGAUGAACCAAACUGUAGAAUUACCAAAAGCACAAAUUUCAUUAAAAUCAUCUUCAGAUUGUCCAUCAAAGGGUACGUCUAGUAGUACUAUUCUCGAUAGAUAUUUUCUUCACAAUGGUACAUUUAUGCUAGGCUUGAUCCCAUCAACUGCCAUAUCUUGUAUGUUUCUUUUCAACAAUGCUAAUAAAAUGUGUAAGGAAACUAAAGUAAUACGACUUGGCAAUUUUCUUCUCGUCAGUGCAAUCAUCUCAGAUAGUUGA
Adineta steineri is the source of this 570-nucleotide messenger RNA. NCBI's taxonomy places the organism in Eukaryota, Metazoa, Rotifera, Eurotatoria, Adinetida, Adinetidae. The record is from the annotation of a GenBank genome assembly.